Messenger RNA from Spizellomyces punctatus DAOM BR117, 351 nucleotides. RefSeq lists its product as uncharacterized. The transcript has a single exon. Lineage: Eukaryota; Fungi; Chytridiomycota; Chytridiomycetes; Spizellomycetales; Spizellomycetaceae. The coding region runs from base 1 to 351 and encodes 116 amino acids. The record is from RefSeq and is a predicted model, not a curated record.
AUGCAGUUUGAAGGCUCGAUCACGACAGAUGGCACCUCGGUGUCAGUUUACUUGAAACAUCCUGAAGCUGACAAGUAUGGAAAGCGCAGCAGCGGAGGGAAGAAGUCAGCAAAGACCCUAGAAGCUGAGGUGAAGGCAGUAUAUGUGGAGAACAACUUGCCUGCCUGUCGAGCAGCAGAGAAUGUCAUCGUUAUCAACCCAAACAAGCGCGACAUUCUCUACUGCCAAGACAGUAAUGGCAUGACAUUUCGCUACACUGCCAACCAGCGAGCCGUGGAGACUGGAAGCCGUCAAUUUGCAAAAGAACGGCAGCAGAUGAAAGCCGGCAGUAUUGACCUCAUAGAAUCAUGA